GGCAGCGACGGCGACAACAGUUCCUUUAGAGUUCACCGCAACGUAAUUAGAGGGAUUAUGUAAAAUACGGCGAGGUCUGGGAAAUCUGUGGUCUUAGCCGAUAUAGACCAUGAGGAGCAGGGCUCGUUUACCUGCUACAGUCUUUUGGGUACAUGAUAAAAAUGACCUUGUUGUGUGGUUCCCUCUUACAGACACAGAGAGUCUGGGCCCUGUUAGAAACUUGAGAGCAAAAGGCGAACAGCAGUCCUAUAGAAAUUCUGUGAAAGAUAAUUUUAUUAAUCAGAAUUAAAAUAAAAAUAAACAUGUAGUCUAAUUACUUACUUGGAUUUGAUUUUGGACAUAACCUGGCAGCACCAUUCCUGAUGCUGUAACAAGACUAUUCAUGCUCUGAUUCAUCUGUUAUGUUCAGGCACACAGCGCAUUAUUCACCUCACUCAACACAAAAUCACACUCUCUUUAGCUGUGUGUUAUAUCAUCUUGUCAGCCGUCACCUUGUGAUUAAACUGAAAUGUCUCUUGUCAGGUGUUUGUGUGCAUUUUCUCUGAACUGAUCCAAUUUUUUCUGUCUCCCCCAUGCCCCUCUGGCUCGUUCACAUAAUCCCGGACUAUGCAUGCUGGGCCACUACAUGAUUGGCUACCAUGACAACAGAGGCGAGUGCUGUGAGCGAGGCCGACACCGAGGGCAAGCAGAAGACCAGCGGUGCCGAGCCCGAACCCGAACCAGAGAAGAGGCAGAAGCCAGAGGCGGCAGCCUCCAAGCCAGAGGGGGAGAAGCCGGGCAAGAAGGCCCAGGAGCAGGCCUCUGAGCCUGGGCCCGCGGACGUAGCGACCUCCCCCGAGGAGGAGCAGCUGAAGCCUCGCACCAGGACAUCCGCCGGCAAAGGCCUCUCUCGCCUCUUCUCCUCUUUCCUCAAGCGCCGCUCGCAGUGCUCCGAGGGAGAGGGCUUCGAGGCGGAGAAAGCCAGCGAGGAGAAGGCGGAGAAGGACGAAAAGGCCGAGAAGGCCGACGAAGGGAAGGCGGAACAGGUGAAGAGCGAAGAAAAGAAGGAAGCAAAAGCAGAGGAGGAAAAAUCAGACGUCAAAGAAGAGAAGAAGAAGGAGGAAAAAGUAGAGCCAAAGGAGGAGAAAAAGAAAGCGGAAGAAAAGGUUGAGAAGAAGGGCAGCAAAAAGAAAAAGAAAGAAGCCAAGAAGAAAGUGGAGGAGAAGCAUGAGGAGAAAGUAAACAAGGAGGAGACGAAAAAAGAGGAGGAGAAGCUGAAAAAGAAAGAGGAGCAAAAAGAGGAGGAGAAGGCACAGCCUGCUGUAGAAAAGGGGGAGGAGGAGUCGGAGGCGAAAGAAGAAGAAAAGGAGGAGGCUGCAGAAGUUAAAGACAAGGGUCCAGAGUCCGCGAAGAAAGAGGAAGAAAGGGUUGAUAAGAAGGUGGCAAAGAAAAAAGAAAAAGAGGACAAGGUGAAGAAGAAGGAAGAGGAGAAGGCAAAGAGGAAAGCAGAGGAGGAGGAACGGGUGAAAAAGAGAGAAGAGGAGAAAGCCAAGAAAAAGGAAGAGGAAAAGGCUAGAGAGGCCGAGAAGGCAAAGAAGAAGGAGGAGGCGAGGAAGAAGGACGAGGAGAAAGCCAACGAGGAAAAGACGAAGAAGAAGGACGAGGAGAAAGCCAACGAGGAAAAGACGAAGAAGAAGGACGAGGACAAAGCAAAGGGGGAGGAGAAGGUGAAGGAAGAGGCGAAGAAGGAGGAAAAGACAGAAGACAAGCAGCAGAAGAAGGAGGAGGAGAAGGGGAAGAAAAAAGAGAAGGGGAAGAACAAAGGCAAGAAGGAGGAGAAAGAGGUGAAAGAAGGGAUUGAGGAGCAGGUGAAGGCACCGAUCGCUGCUCCCGAGCCCGAACUUAAAACUGAGCCGGACACUGAACAGGCUCCUGAUCAGCACUCGAUCAGCAGCACAGAGACACAGCAGCCCACUCAAGACGAACCCAAGGAAGGAGAAGCCGCAAAGGAGGAGGCUGACGUAGCGGCAGAGGCGAAAAAGGAGGACACGGAGAAAGAAGCGGACAAACCGGCCGGGCAAGAGGAGGCGGCCAAGGGAGGGGAAAAGGCCGCAGAGGAGGAGGCGAAGGAGAAGAAGGAGAAGCCUGUAAAAGAGAAGAAGACGGAGGAGGCCAAGGGCUCUAAACGUCAGAAAACCAUGCAAUGCAAAGUCACCUUACUGGACGACGCUCUGUUUGAGUGCGAACUGGACAAACAUGCUAAAGGCCAAGAGCUCCUUACGAAGGUGUGUGACCAUGUCAACCUGCUGGAGAAAGAUUACUUCGGCCUGGCCGUCUGGGAAACGCCGACCAACAAGACGUGGUUGGAACCCGCCAAAGAGAUCCGCAAACAGGUUUCAGGUGGCGUCUAUGAGUUUACCUUCAACGUGAAGUUCUACCCUCCAGAUCCAGCACAGCUUACUGAAGACCUCACCAGGUAUUACCUGUGCCUCCAGCUGAGGAAGGACAUCAUGCGGGGAAUUCUUCCUUGUUCCUUUGUCACCCUGUCCCUGCUGGGCUCCUACACGGCCCAGUCGGAGCUCGGGGAGUACGACCCAGAGCUCCACGGUGCUGACUAUGUGAAGGAUCUGAGUCUGGCCCCCGGGCAGAGUAAAGAGCUGGAGGAGAAAGUGAUGGAGCUGCACCGCACAUACAGGUCGAUGAGUCCAGCCCAAGCGGAUAUGUUCUUUCUGGAAAAUGCCAAGAAACUUGCCAUGUAUGGAGUCGACCUGCACCAGGCCAAGGAUCUCGAUGGCGUCGACAUCACGCUGGGCGUCUGCUCCAGCGGUCUGAUGGUUUACAAGGACAAGCUGAGGAUCAACCGUUUCCCCUGGCCCAAAGUGCUGAAGAUCUCUUAUAAGCGCAGCAGCUUCUUCAUCAAAAUCAGGCCGUCAGAGCAAGAGCAGUACGAAAGCACCAUUGGCUUCAAGCUGCCCAACUACAAGGCCUCAAAGAAGCUGUGGAAAGUUUGCGUUGAACACCAUACCUUCUUCAGGGUUUCGACGGUGGAGCCUCCUUCGUCGCGUCGCUUCCUCGUCUUGGGCUCCAAGUUCCGGUACAGCGGCCGCACUCAGGCCCAGACCCGCCAGGCGAGCUCCAUGAUCGACCGGCCAGCCCCUCGCUUCACGCGCUCAGCCAGCAAGAGGCUGUCCCGUAACCUGGAUGGAGCUGGAGAUGAGACUCUCCAGCUUCUGCAGCUGCUGUCAUCAUCGCCCAGGUCUGAGGCUGAUGACUGGUCGCUGAUGUUGGCAUCUGACGAGCCUCCUGAAUUCACAGUUGAAGGGGGGUCUGAGGAGACUUUCGGCGAGUCUGGGGAGGAGGGGCAGGUUGUUCUCACUGACACCGAGAUUGAGAGCACCGGCUCCUAUGCCGUUACCCAGUCAGUCAGUCAGUCACGGCGGGAGCUGGUGAUCGAUGAGGAGCAGCAGCAGCAGCAGCAGCAGCAGCAGCAGCAGCAGAGCACGGAGGAAGACGAUUGGUCUGUCCUUCUGUACCGUCAAACUCCUUUCCCUUUCAUCCCACCUUUCGAUUUUGCGAAACAGCCAGCUCAAGUCAGCUUGGCAAAAAUGAGCUCUCUGGACCGACUGCUGCAACCACGGCUGCCACGGCAAGAUGAUUGGUACCUGUACUUUGAUCGAAUCUUUGGCCUACCUUCCUCAGAGAGUCUUGAAAAACCCCCAUUCUCCCGCCUAGCCCAGUACCAGCUCCAGGAAGAGAAGGAGCAGGGCGCGCGUGCUGCCGAACUGAAAAUGGCCGCUAAGGAGGUCAUCGAGAAGCUUGACGAAACGAUGGUGUUUGCAGACAAGCUGAGGCAGAUGGAGGGUUUGGAAGAGCGUCUGACGGAAGUGAGGGACUUGGAGGAAAGGCUCCAAGAAAUGGACGAGAUGGCAGAGAGGGUUCAGGAAGUAAUAGAGGAAGAACUGGGGAAGGAAGAGGUAGAAAAGUUGAGAAAGGAAGAAGAAGGGAGAGUAAUUGUGAUGAAGAGUGUGAGGAGGAUAGAGACAGAAGAGGGCGAGGUGGAUGAACUGGAAGAUCAGAUAAAGCAGGUGUUUUUAAAAGGGCUGCUGCCCGAAGACGAACAGGUUGCGACGAAGCAGGAGAGUGAGACGGAGGACGGAGGCCUCUUGGAUGACAGCAUGAGAGAGAAGCUUCGACAGAUAGAGAGGGAGUGGCAAAACGAGGUGACGGAGAAGUACGGCCUCCAAGAUGUUGCCGGCUCUUCAUCUGUGGUGUCGUACCAGAGGGUGGAGCGCCGGGUUGUGAAGAGAGUGACUAUUGUAGAAGAGACGGGGCGGCUGCAGGACGAUGUGGAAGGCGUGCAGGGACCGGCUUUAGUGGUGUCAGAGGAGAGGUUACAAAAACAAGACGUGUGGCAGGAAGCGGAAUUACAGGGCGAUCAACUUCAGGUGGAAGAUGAGGAUUCAUGGUUCAUACUUUUUGACCGUCAGUACGUAGCAGCUUUGAAACCACCAGCUGCCGUGGAACGUGCUCAGGUGGACGAGUAUUUCACCUCAAAGGCUGAGGUUGCAACCGCUGAGGAGAAAACUGAGAUAGUAUUAGAGGGGGAGGCGGGAAUGAGAGAAGAGAAAGCGCUGCGUCUACCAGAGACCCCACAACAGCGGACCCCAGCAGAAAGGGUCGACGACUGGUUUGAGUUGCUGGACGUCGUUCGCAGAGAAGCGCCUUACGUGCCAGCAGUUAUAUCGAAGGGAGGAGCCCAGAUGGAUGAAGGGGAUUUUGUCUCGGUGGUUAGAACUGCAGAAGUCAAAGAGAUUAGAGAAGCUGUGGUCGAAGAGAGAAAGGCGGAAGAUCCGGUGAAACAACUGCAAAAAGAAGUCGUACGACAGCCGGUGACAGAGAGAGACGAUGACUGGUUUGUGUUCUGGGAUGUUCUUCCCAGGGAAACUUCAUAUAUACCACCAGUUGUUACUGCAGAGCGUGUCAAAGUGUCUCCAGAACAACGUGUCUCUCUUAUUGCCGAUGAGCCGAGAGAAACGAGAGUGGAGGUUUUAGUCGAAGACACUGAGGUGAAACAAAUGCAGAGCGCCGGUCAAGUAAAAGCGCGGACUGCGAGAGAGAUAGAAGACGACUGGUUUAUUCUGAUGGACAGACAACAGACCGUUGUGCCUCCAGUUGCCCCGACUGUGUAUGAGCAGGUGGUUCACAAAGAAAGCAUUUCUACUGUGACCGAAGUAACAGAAUCCAGGAGGGAGGUCGUAGUCGAAGAGAAAAAAUACGAGAAGACACCAGCGCAAAUGAUUCCCGAGCAGAAAAAAUUGCAGCCAUCGAGGGAGAGGGAUGAUGAUUGGUUUGUGCUGCUGGAUGUUGUUUCCAGAGAGCCUUCCUUUGUGCCUCCAGUUUCUCAGACUAAAAUCUAUCCAGACGUUCCGACUGAAGUAAAGCGUACUGAGCAAAGGUUUUAUCAAACCGCUGUUGAGCAGACUAGUCCUCAGACCUCAGCGCUGAUUACCCAGAGAGACGAUGACUGGAAAAAGGCUGAAAAGGCAGAGGUUGUACCAACAGUCCUGGCUCCUUUGACUCCAGUUACUCAAGUAACUGAUGUGAAGAAGACACUUGAGGCUGAGGUGACAACCACUGAGACUGAGGUGACAACCACUGAGACUAGAACAUGGAAGAAGGUAAUUAGUGUGGAGAGCAGGCAAGAGACGACACGUCUUUCUGAAGUAAGGCCGAGCCAAAUUGUGCGUCAGUUGGAGAGAGAAGGCGGAGAUGAUUGGUUUGUCCUAUUCGACGUCAUCCGGGAAAAGCCCGUCACAAGACCAGUUUCUCAGACUAAAAUCUAUCCAGACGUUACGACUGAAGUAAAGCGUACUGAGCAAAGGUUUUAUCAGACCGCUGUUGAGCAGACUAGUCCUCAGACCUCAGCGCUGAUUACCCAGAGAGACGAUGACUGGAAAAAGGCUGAAAAGGCAGAGGUUGUACCAACAGUCCUGGCUCCUUUGACUCCAGUUACUCAAGUAACUGAUGUGAAGAAGACACUUGAGACUGAGGUGACAACCACUGAGGCUAGAACAUGGAAGAAGGUAAUUAGUGUGGAGAGCAGGCAAGAGACGACACGUCUUUCUGAAGUAAGGCCGAGCCAAAUUGUGCGUCAGUUGGAGAGAGAAGGCGGAGAUGAUUGGUUUGUCCUAUUCGACGUCAUCCGGGAAAAGCCCGUCACAAGACCAGCUGCCGUGGUUGAGCGUGUUGUCGAUGUGGUGGUGCCCACUGAGCCCAAACCAGUUCUCGCCAUGGAGGACUUGAGGCCGGCUGUGGAGAAGGUGGAGAUUAGAACAUCGCAGUCGAGAAAAGUGGACGAUGACUGGUUUGUGCUGGCAGAUGUUGCAGCAAAAGCACCAGUGGCUGCAGAUGAUCGUGUCCGUAUGUAUCCUGAAGUAAGACCAGCUAAAGAAUUUGCAGCCGUAGAGCAGACAGCGCAGCAGAGGGUUACUAUAGUGGAGAGGACAUGGCAGCAGCAGGAAGUGGUGCAGCAGAAACCACGGCCUCCAGCAGUAAGGCAGGUGGAAGACGAUUGGUUUGUUCUUCUGGAUGUGGCCACUAAGAAGAAAACAGUCACUCUCCCUGAGCGCAUCCAGCUCCCAGCGGAGGUCAAAGUUUCAGCUUCUGUGGCCCCAGCAAAGAGACCACAGUUUGAGAAACGGAUCCUGGAGGAAAGACGUCCACUCACGCGUACACAUGAAAGUGAUGAUUGGUUUGUUCUUCUAGAUUCUGAUCGCAAAGAGUCAGUUGUGAGCACACAGAGAGGUGCGCGUCCUGUCAGUGCUCCCGUCUUCUCCCAAGCUGCCCUGGUGGAGGCGGGGAUCCCCAUGGCUCCUCUGGAACAGCCUCAGACCUCCACCCCGAUCAAGACCAGCCGCCAGGAGGAGAGGAAGCUGGCGGUCACCGUGGAGGCAGUGGAGCACUCAAAAAUCGAGGCAGUGGCUGAAGUCAAGCCAGCAGCGUGGAGGGACCAGAGAGAAGUAGACUCUUCACUGAUAUCCACCGUCAAUGGGGACAUUCAGCACAAGUCUGAGGUGACGAGCGUGGAGGGGGUGAAAAUGCGAAAGAAAAGAGCUAAGAAAAUUGAGGGUGACUCAAUUUAUAUCAGACAUAGCCUUUUAAUGUUGGAGGAGUUCGAUAAGCCUCAGGAGGACCUGCUCAGGCACCACGCCAGCAUCAGCGAGCUGAAGAGGAACUUUAUGGAAUCUGUCCCGGAGCCCAGGCCGAGCGAGUGGGACAAGCGUCUGUCCACGCACUCUCCAUUCCGCACCCUGGGUAUCAAUGGUCAGCCACUGCCCAGCGCAGACGGGAGUGUGUGCAUUAGUCCCCUAUGCAAUGGUUCAGAAACAAAGGCUGCGCAUGAAGAAACCAGACGUAAUUUGGGCUUUUCAGGCAUACCCGGUCCCACCGUCUGCCACAAGAGUGAGCCUGAUGGCGUCCGAGCCCACGGCUCUCCUGUUGAGGAAGAGUCGUGUGAUCGGGACAAGGUUGUUGUUUUUGAGACUGUCUUGGUUCCGGUCGUAGAGGUGGAAGUGGCGCAGCUGCCUCAGUCCUUUGACUCCUCCUGUAACGCUUUAGAGGAGGCCCAGGAGGAAGAAGGAUCAUGUGCUGGAGUGUCGGAGUGCUCCGGGAGGAUAGUGGGAUCUUCCCCAGCUUCCUAUUUCUGGAGCGAUGGUCCGCAGGUCAUACGCUGUUUCCAGCCACCUCUGGUGCAGACCCAGACUGUUACCAUCACAGCUGCCUCCAACUCCUUACCCAGUGGCAUCUCCACAACAGAGGUCCCUAUCGUCCCGACAAAGACCUUCACCUAUGAGUCUUCAAAGGUGACGGUUGAUGGGACAGACGAGGACAAAGAUUGCACAACUGUGUCCAGUUCCAAGAGCAUUACCUCAGAGACCGCCAGCGGCACUUCAGUCACCACCACUACCACUCACAUCUCAAAGGUUGUGAAAAGUGGAUCUUCAGAGACUCGUGUGGAGAAAAGAAUUGUCAUAACUGCAGACUCUGACAUUGACCAAGAUAAGGAGAAACACGGUGGAGCAUCAGCAUUGUAACCGAAUUAUGACCUUCCCCAGUUCCUUUGACUCUUCCACCUGCUGCACUCAACACACAGUGACCAGCUCUGUCUACGCGCACAUAUCCCUAUAAGUAAUAUCUCAUAAAUCUGCACCUAAAAUGUUUGACGACUGAGUAGAUAAGUCUUAGAUCCUCUUUGUUGUGUUCAGUUGAGCUGUUCUUCGUAGGUAGGGCCGCACAGUGCUCAGAUUUCAAAUGCUUCCAUGAUCCUGGUGUUGUAAAACAUUAGUCAACACAUUUUUAAUUGGUUGAAAACCAGCAUUUUCAGUUGAACAAUCUGUUAGGUUUGCUUUCAAAUUGCUUUUAUUUUCCUAGUGGCUUUUUACAUCGUGGAUUUUCUAUGCACAUUUACUGUUUCCAUUCUAGUUUAGACACCAUUAUCAGCAUUUACUCCCUUGGUGCUGCUCGGGGAACGUUAAGACUACAUUCAAGGGACCUUUUUAUUUUAUGGGUUGUUUACUUGUCUAUUUAAUUCAGGAGAGGCAUUUAAAAAGAAAAAGAAAAAAAACGUAAAAUAUUACAUACCUCACAUUGAUACGUGAACAAACAUAUUCUGUGCUCAAACUUGAACAGUUUGUUUGGCUUUGUUCACUGCUCAGGUACAGAAAACGAAAACGUGAGUCGUUUCCUCCCCCAACCAGCCAUGAACCAGUAGCCUACACAUUCUUGUAAAGUUUGGAUUAAAAAUUUUAUCUAUUUUGAAAUAUUCCUAUAUUUUCGAGAAGCAACGCUUUUUAUAGUAUUUGUACAAAAAUUUGAGGUUUUUAAGUUAUUCAUUUCCAUCUGCUCAUUAAUUGGUCGGUGUACCGUUUACUGAAUUUCGAGGUCUCCGUUCAAGACCCGUCUUGCCCGACGCCCUGGAUCAUUCUUAUUCGUUUCCUCUCGUAGUCCACCAAGUUUAUCAAACUCUUCACAGUUUUACAUAUGACAGCGGAGUGCUUCCCUCAGCCCUGUGUUUUGUUCAGUAUCAUAGGAAUCAGAAUUGCUUUGAACAUAUUUGGUUGAUGAAAAGUUUUACAAGCUUUGGUCUGUUUAUCUCAGGUUUUGAUAUUCUUUGUAAGACUACAGACCUCCUUAUGAUUGUAAGAGGAAUGUCCAUGUAUGUAUAUCCAUCUCUAUUGUAAAUGUACAUUUAUGUUCAGUCAAGUGAGGUCAAUAAAAUAUAAAAGCUUGUCUGUCACAAUAACCACACGUGUACGAGAUGAAGGCAGCUGCCCCGGUAUGUGUGGCUUUUCUCACAGGAGCACAAGUUGUCUUUAAUUUUUUUUUUUAUUAUUAUUAUUAUUAUUUCAUGUUCUACUAUACAGUAAUUUAUUUGUAAAGUAGGAACUGUUUCAUGUGAUUUGAUGUACUGUGAUGUUUCAACACGAGCUGGUUUUCCAGGCUUCCACUAGAGAUGUCACAAUGUUAAAUAUUGCAUCAUCAACCAAGUUUGUAAAGCCUUUUUACCACAUAGUUUAAGUAGGUUGCUCCCUCACUUGCCGUUUUCCUGUACUUUUCCUUAGAGAAGAAAAUAUACGGAUCCCUUUUAGGUAGCAUGUUUGUUAGCAAACUUUUUUUUUUUUAACCCAAAAAGAAGCCAUUGGUAUCGUAGCUACAUGGACAACAAUUCUCUUCUGCUUGAAAAAGUAGCAUUUCACAUUAAGGAGAAAUAGUUUUUAGAUCAUGGAAAAUAUUGUUGCUUUGUGACUUAUCCCUGUCUUUUUAAGAAAAAAUAAAAUACGCAUUACUUUGCA
Mugil cephalus (flathead mullet) is the source of this 9830-nucleotide messenger RNA. RefSeq lists its product as uncharacterized. Gene Ontology annotation, biological process: cortical actin cytoskeleton organization. The transcript has 35 exons. Gene Ontology annotation, molecular function: actin binding; structural molecule activity. Gene Ontology annotation, cellular component: cytoskeleton; plasma membrane. The record is from RefSeq and is a predicted model, not a curated record. The coding region runs from base 639 to 8072 and encodes 2477 amino acids. Lineage: Eukaryota; Metazoa; Chordata; Actinopteri; Mugiliformes; Mugilidae.